Molecule: messenger RNA, 1640 nt
Organism: Humulus lupulus (European hop)
Lineage: Eukaryota; Viridiplantae; Streptophyta; Magnoliopsida; Rosales; Cannabaceae
Product: UDP-arabinose 4-epimerase 1-like
Exons: 10
Coding region: 171-1352 (393 amino acids)
Biological process (GO): beta-D-galactose catabolic process via UDP-galactose, Leloir pathway
Cellular component (GO): cytosol
Molecular function (GO): UDP-glucose 4-epimerase activity
Source: RefSeq, a predicted model, not a curated record
UCUCAUUUUCCUACUUCUAAGUCACAUUCUUCAUCACUCCUCUCUCCCGCCAAACAUACAGACUUUUCUCAUCAACCAAACACUUUUCCUCUCUUCUUUUUUUUUUUCAUCCAAAACUACAUUUCAAUUCAUAUUGGUUUAACCCUGACUUAAGGGAGAUCUUUUAAGGCAUGGAUUUUGUAGAUUCAAAGAGGAAGAACAACUUUUCUGUCAGGAUCUUUUUGGCUGCUUUCCUUAUUAGUCUUUCAAUUUUCUGGUUCAAGCAGUCACCAAUUUUUAGUUCUCCCAACUUGUUCUCUAAACCAGAAGCUGGAGUAACACAUGUGCUGGUAACUGGUGGAGCUGGCUAUAUAGGUUCUCAUGCUUCACUAAGGCUGUUAAAGGACUCAUACCGUGUAACCAUAGUGGACAAUUUAUCUAGAGGCAACUUGGGUGCUGUUAAGGUUCUUAAAGAGCUAUUUCCAGAGCCAGGAAGGCUUCAGUUUAUUUAUGCUGACUUGGGGGACAAACAAGCUGUCAAUAAAAUUUUCAGAGAAAAUGCAUUUGAUGCAGUGAUGCAUUUUGCAGCAGUUGCUUAUGUUGGAGAAAGUACACUUCAGCCUCUUAGAUAUUAUCACAAUAUCACAUCAAACACUCUUCUGGUUUUGGAGGCCAUGGCAGCUCACAAGGUGAAGACUUUGAUCUACUCUAGUACAUGUGCAACAUAUGGAGAACCGGAAAAGAUGCCGAUUACUGAAGAAACCGAGCAAGUGCCAAUUAAUCCAUACGGAAAAGCCAAGAAAAUGGCUGAAGAUAUCAUACUGGACUUCUCCAAAAACUCAGAUAUGGCUAUCAUGAUCUUACGGUAUUUCAAUGUGAUUGGAUCGGACCCAGAGGGAAGACUGGGAGAAGCUCCUAGACCUGAACUACGCGAACAAGGUCGGAUAUCUGGUGCUUGCUUUGAUGCUGCUAGAGGGAUUAUUCCUGGACUGAAGGUGAAAGGUACAGACUAUAAAACUGCUGAUGGUACCUGUGUAAGGGACUACAUAGACGUCACUGAUCUGGUUGAUGCUCAUGUGAAGGCUCUUGCCAAUGCAAAACCUGGGAAAGUUGGCAUCUAUAAUGUUGGCACUGGAAAAGGUAGAUCAGUAAGGGAGUUUGUGGAAGCAUGUAAGAAGGCAACAGGGGUGGACAUAAAGGUCGAAUACCUUGACCGAAGGCCAGGGGACUAUGCUGAAGUUUACAGUGAUCCUUCCAAGAUAGCACGAGAGUUGAAUUGGACUGCCAUGUAUACAAACCUUCAAAAGAGCUUAGAGAUUGCCUGGAAAUGGCAAAGCUCACAUCUCAAUGGUUAUGGCUUUCAAAACCCGUGAAGUUUGACAUUUUUCACUCAUGAUAGCAAGUCAGGCUGGAGUAGAAUCCCCAGUAGGCCAUUGGAGAGGGUUCUUAAUAUUCAUUGGUGGGAGUCCUUCCUCGUUUGUUGAUAAGGAGCUUAUAAAAGUAGGUCAUGAUAUUUUGCUGCAGCUCCCAGUCGAAAAAAUAAAGAUAAAACAGAGAAAAAGAAAUCAUUGCCUAGAUUAUAUAAUUAUAGAAACAUUUGAUACUUAGACUACACGUGUAUACAAAUUUCUGUUUUGUAAAUUGAGAUUUAUGUUACUCUA